Molecule: messenger RNA, 600 nt
Organism: Laetiporus sulphureus 93-53
Lineage: Eukaryota; Fungi; Basidiomycota; Agaricomycetes; Polyporales; Laetiporaceae
Exons: 1
Coding region: 1-600 (199 amino acids)
Source: RefSeq, a predicted model, not a curated record
AUGCUGCUCACGACGAGCUGCAUCCUUCCACGUGCCGCAUAUAUUGCUCAUUCCUUUAGGCGUCGCCGCCGGCCCGACAGCGCUUUCUUGACCUUGGAAAGUUACCGCCCGGCGCCCCCGAACGUACCCGCCGCGCCUGCCCGCGCAAUACAUAUCGCGGCGAGCGGCGACCUUUCCCCAUCGAAUAGGCGCCGGACCCGCGGUCUCGAAUGGCGUGUGCCUGUUCUGCGGCUCAGGCUUCUCCGGAUGAUCUCUGAUCGGUCAUCGUUUGGCUUUGGGGUUCGGAAGGCUUCGGUGCCCACAGGAAGCAGCUACUUCGGGCACUCGCACUCGUAUACACCUGGGCCCGUGGCAAGCUGGCCCGGAAGGCGAGGAAGGGCUCGGAUGAAUGUGUUGCCGUUGCGUCCCAUACCACACAACCACAUUCGUAGCCGCGACUUGGAAGCUCGUUCUGUAAUGAAUGCUCAGACACAUCUGCUCGGAACUCAACUGCAACGUGUCGAAAUUGUUUCGCGAGUUUGCCGGAACGUCCAACAUGUUCCAGACGACGGCACCGGCGAAGUCAGCGUAGAGCUGCCAUUUGUGCGGCAUGUCGUCUAG